AUGACAUCCAUACAUGUGGGUGGCUUUUUCUCCAAAUAUGACGUUGACGCGUCCUUGGAUAACCAAGCUAGGGCACUUCACAAUCUGUGGUCAUGGUGCGAUAGAUUGGACAAUGAAAUCAAAGCUAUCAAUACGAGGAAAAGCCAAGGCAAUAAUGCACCAAACGAAGGAUCCAACGCAGAUGCCCAAUCUCUUUCAAAAAAUCUUAAUGAUGUUGCUGCAGAGAACGGUCACCUGCGCGAAAAUAUAGCUGCUCUUUCUACGAAGAUAGAUCAGAAUAUUGCAGAGAUCAGUCACUGGAAAGCAGAAGUUGAAGUUCUACCCACCAAGUUUCAGGAUUUCCUCGGUCUAGAGGUCAAUACUAUGAACGCAAAGUACCAGGCCCUUUCUACAAAGAUUGGCAAUGGUCUCAAUGACAGUCCACCAGCUGUCAACCGGGGUCUUGCUAUGGGGCUAUCUCUUGGUCUCGGCAUCCCCCUAACCAUAGCUAUUGUUUUCCUGUGUACCAUUUGGAUUCAUCGCAGAUAUCCAUAUAUACCACAACACAUGAAUAACGAGGAAGCUGAGAACUAUAUCAAAAUACACAAGGCAACACGGCAGAAAACCUUGACUGAGAAGCUCUGCGAUCUUUUUGAAGCCAAGGGUGUCAAAAAGAAACCCGUUGUCCCGGAAGUCUAUGUCAUGAGCAACGCUCCCACACAAUGA
Penicillium hordei is the source of this 705-nucleotide messenger RNA. RefSeq lists its product as uncharacterized. Bases 1 to 705 code for a protein of 234 amino acids. The record is from RefSeq and is a predicted model, not a curated record. The transcript has 4 exons. Lineage: Eukaryota; Fungi; Ascomycota; Eurotiomycetes; Eurotiales; Aspergillaceae.